AUGGGGAAGGUUGACGUGUUUCUACUGUUUUUGUUUGCGUUGUUUAGAGGCAGUCGUGGUGCCUACACUACACUAAAGGACGUUCAGAAUGUGUUCAGCAACAUCGUGCAGGCCAAAGACCACAGACAUAGGCCAGUGCUGAACCAGAGCAAGCCCUUGAUUGUCCGAAUUAAUCUGGAGCUCGUCUCUUUAGUGGACGUAGACGAAGUUCACCAGACGAUGUCCACCAACGUCCUUCUGACCUUGACCUGGCAGGAUGAGUUUCGAACCUGGAAACCCGUUGACUACGGGGGGCUAACAAGUGUUAGCCCAGACCCCUUGGAUGUGUGGAGGCCAAGGCUGUUCGUCUCCAACACGAUUGCUGAAAGGGAUAUGUUCAAAGACGAUUACGCCCCCUUGACAGUGUUCUUCAAUGGAACUACAGUGUGGCAACCAGGCGGGAUAUUGCACACUUCGUGUCCAAUGAGACUGGCCCGGUACCCGUUUGAUAAACAUAGUUGUAGGUUUGCUUUCACAACAGGGGAAAGCCAGGAAGAAAUACAGUUUAAGACAGAUCAUCAAAAUAUUUCUUUGGAUUUCUAUGAACCAAACGGAGAAUGGGACUUGUCACCUGCAAGCAUUGAUUUGAGUGUAGAGAAGCGGGGCCGGGAAGGUCUACCGAGUUUAUCGUUUAACUUCCAGCUUCAGAGAAAGGUCUCGUAUGCUAUACUCUGUAUUCUAAUGCCAGUGAUUGUGAUCUCAUCCUUACCGGCGUUGGUUUUCGUCACGCCUGUAGAAAGUGGAGAGCGAGUCACCUUCUCAAUCACCGUGUUUUUAUCCCUGACAUUUUCUACGGAGCAGAUGUCUGGGAAUUUCCCCAAGAACUCAGAAAGCCUGCCUUUGCUGGUCAUCUAUCUAGCGUGUCUACUGAUGUACUCCAGCCUCGCCGUCUGCGUCAAUCUCAUCGUCCUGCUCAAACAAAAUAAAAUAGAAGGCGAUGAUAAACCUUCUGUAGACUGCGCUGAGGGAAAUGAUUCAUCUGAGGAUUUCGAUCGCACAAGAACCUUUGUGUCCAUCAGUGAUAAAUAUGAUUUAUUGUUUUCUUCUGCUCAAGAACGGGAGGAAAGACACUGUGAUGCUAGGCCAAAGAUAGGACAAGGGCACCACCCAAAAUUUCGCCCAGCACAAAAAACAUGUAGUAGAUUUGGAACUGCGUUAAAAAAUCAGACAGAGAGAGCUGGAUGCGAUGGUGGCCUUCCGAGCAGCAGUGACUCAAAGCGACCGUCAUACUUCCGCAUGGCUUCAGUCCUCAAGCACAUGAACCAGAAGGAUCUGAUCCUCUUUGUUUUGUUCGCAGGCAUAUGGCUGGUUCUUGCCGUGGUCUUCCUCAUUCUUCAAAUCGGCGAUUAUGCAAAGUAA
Molecule: messenger RNA, 1398 nt
Organism: Candidula unifasciata
Lineage: Eukaryota; Metazoa; Mollusca; Gastropoda; Stylommatophora; Geomitridae
Source: the annotation of a GenBank genome assembly